AUGCUAUUAACCAAGUCGCUCUCUCGAGUCGUCGCACGCUUACGUGGUCCCAGUCGACGUUACUUUGCACUUGAUCAACAUAUUGAUGAGUCGAUCUUGUCUGGUUUUUCGCUCAAAUUAUCGGAUGAUCAACGUGAAUUUCAACAUCUGGCUCGUAAAUUUGCACGUGAAGAGAUGAUUCCAAUGGAGAAAGAGUAUGAUCAAAGUAUGCGAUAUCCACAGGAGAUUUUUCAAAAAGCGUGGGACUUGGGACUUGUGAAUCCGCAUAUUCCGGAACAAUAUGGUGGAUUAGGACUUGGGUCAUUGGAUGGAUGUAUUAUUGGUGAAGAAUUAGCAUAUGGAUGUACAGGCAUGGCAACAGCAAUGGAAGCAAAUAGUCUUGCCAUUGCACCCUUACUUGUUGCUGCUUCCGAUGCACAAAAGAAGAAAUACUUUGGAUGGCUUGUCGAGGAACCAAUUCAAGCUGCUUAUUGUGUCACGGAACCAGGUGCUGGGUCUGAUGUAGCUGCUGCAAAGACAAUAGCACGUAAGAAAGGAGAGAAAUGGAUUAUUAAUGGAUCGAAAAUGUGGAUUACUAAUGGUGGUGUCGCGAAAUGGUUUUUUGUAUUGGCGAAAACGGACGUGAAAGCGAAUGCUGGCUCGGCUUUUACAGGUUUUAUCAUUGAUGCUGAUAGUCCAGGUAUUACCAUUGGACGUAAGGAGAUUAAUAUUGGACAACGUUGUUCUGAUACGCGAGGUAUUACCUUUGAAGAUGUUGUUGUACCAGAAAAGAAUGUCUUGGGUGAUCCUGGGUACGGCUUUAAGAUUGCAAUGCAGGCUUUUGACAUUACACGACCACCUGUGGCAAUUGGUGCCGUCGGAUUGGCACGUCGAGCUUUUGAUGAAGCUCGCAAGUAUGCGUUAGAGCGGAAAACAAUGGGUUCACCUAUUGCAAUGCAUCAAGCUAUCCAGUUUAUGUUGGCUGACAUGGCCACGGGCAUUGAAGCGGGUCGUCAGCUUACGUAUAAGGCCGCAUAUGAGAUUGAUUGUGGUCGCAAGAACACCAUGUAUGCUUCGAUGGCCAAGCGUUUUGCUGGCGACCAUGCCAACAAGGUGGCUGCAGAUGCUAUUCAAAUCUUUGGUGGCGCUGGGUUCAAUACCGAGUAUCCUGUCGAGAAACUUUUUCGCGAUGCCAAGAUCUAUCAAAUCUACGAGGGCACGUCUCAGAUCCAGCGUAUGAUUAUUGCGAAGGAGAUGUUUUCGCGUGAGUCAAUGGAUCCGUAA
Peronospora belbahrii is the source of this 1263-nucleotide messenger RNA. NCBI's taxonomy places the organism in Eukaryota, Oomycota, Peronosporomycetes, Peronosporales, Peronosporaceae. The record is from the annotation of a GenBank genome assembly.